UCUAUCUUCCAAUCACUUAUCCUGAGUUGUGUAAUGGGGAAGGAGGUGCAGCCUGUCCAAGCAGCUUAGGGCACAAGACAGGUGCACACCCUGGAUGGGACGCUAGUCCAUCACAAGGGCACAUGGUACACUAUGGGCUAUUUAGCCUAAAUGUCUUGUCUUUGGACUGCGGUUGUAAGCCUGAAUACCCAGAAUAAAUUCACACAACAUGGGGAGAGCAAGCAAACUCCACAUAAAGAGAUGUGGUUGGAUUCAAACCCAAACCCUGGAGGUGGGAGCUAAUAGUUCUGUGCACUGAGGCAGCAUACUGCCCAUUCAGUGUAGCAUCUAACAUGAAACAAAAAGUACAUCUUGUUGCCGUGACGUAGCUUAACUUACACCAUGUCAGCAUUUCUGAUGUAUCAUUGCAGAGUAAAUUUGUAUGUUUUCAGUAUUAUUAGUAUUUUGAGGUGGGUCUUAGUGAGUGAAAAUAAUUGACACCCUUUCCCUUCUUUACAAGGUACUUUGUCACCAUUAAGUAGUUCAUCAUGUAGUGGAGAGGAUUAUUUACAGUAAUAUGCAGCACAAUCUUGUGAAUCAGCAAUAGGGGGCAGCGUACGGCUCGGUGGGCUAGGCCUCUGAUCGGGAGGAUCUGAGGUCAAAAGGUCACAUCAACCUGGCAAUGAUGGCGGUCGCCUUGCAGGAUCACGCGGUGAGAGAUUUACAGCUACACCGGUUACCGCUGCAGGAUUCAGUGCGGCGAAGACACACCGGUACACAGAGGGACAGGACCCCCCAGUGGUGGGCCGAAGCUGCGCAUCAGUCUGGGGAAAGAACCCAGAGAUGCCGAGAGGCUCACAGCCUGGAAGAGGAGUAUGUCCUUGGGCCAGGCCCUCCACCACUUACAUUAGCCCAGAAGCUUGGCUUGGUCGACGCCCCUCCGACGCCCCUGACCACAGAUGAGUGGCACCAGGUUAAGUUGCGGUCCCUCCAACAAGGGGACUCCAGCCAGCCCUGCGCCAUCUGCCGGGAGGAGUUCCGACUCCAGCCCCAGGUUCUGCUGUCCUGCUCUCACGUCUUUCACAGGGCCUGCCUGCGUGCCUUGGAGCGCUUCUCCAGCAGGAAGUGCUGCCCCAUGUGCAGGAGGAAGCAGUAUGAGACCAGAGUGAUUCAUGAUGCCGCUCGUCUCUACAGGGAAAAGUGUGCCGUCAGGAUCCAGGCGUGCUGGAGAGGCUAUGUCGCUCGGAGGUGGUACAGGCACGCAAGGAAGACGGUGCCUCCCAAGGACAAGCUGCUAAGAAGGAAGUUCUUCGAAGAAAAGCUGCAGGAAAUUAGCGAUGGCUUCAUGCGAUGCUGUGACAACAGCGUUGAGGAAUUCAUAAGCGCCCUCGACCUCUCCAUGGAGUCCAGUAGGCAGGCAUUCCGUGAAUUUGAUAGGCAGCACCUCUCCCAGAUGAAGGAAGAGGACUGGGCCAAGAUAAAGCAAAAGGCCUCACAGCGAGAAGCUUCGGACUGCCCCAUCUGCCUCACUCGGCUACACCCUGGCAGCGUGGAGACGUCAGGGAGGCCCAGUGGAGGGUUCCGGCAGGCCAUGCUGCUAUCUUGCUCACACGUCUUCCACGCGUGCUGCCUGCAAGCCUUCGAGGAAUUCUGCUGGGAGGGGCGGCCGGUGUGUCCCGUGUGCCGCUCACCCUAUCAGAAGAGGGCGCUGUAAUCACCUUAUUCCGUGAAGGGCAAAUCAGCAUAAGGCCUAUAUGAGUAUCAUGGACCAUAACCACCUGGUUAAGUAUAACAAACAAGUGCAAAUGGAGAGAUGACAGCAAAACCACCAUCUGGUUCCUGCAUCCUAAAACAUACACAAUUCCCGGUUAGUCAUAUGCAUGAACUAGGAAGUAAUUACAAUUUAAGGACAAUUUUACCAUCACUGAAUUCUAUUGCUUACAUCCAUCCAUCUUUCACCUGCUAAUCUUAGUCAGGGUCACGGGGGGGGGAUCAGGAGGUCACCAGUUCAAAUCCCAGGGUCAGUAGGGUGGCUUCACUGUUGGACCCUUCAGCAAGACCCUUAACCCCCAAUUUUUCCAGCCAAUGUCUGACCCUGCUAGCUCUCUCAAAAACAAAAGUAGUCUGCUAAAUAAAUUAAAUAUAUACUUUCUCAUAAAA
Paramormyrops kingsleyae is the source of this 2139-nucleotide messenger RNA. NCBI's taxonomy places the organism in Eukaryota, Metazoa, Chordata, Actinopteri, Osteoglossiformes, Mormyridae. The record is from RefSeq and is a predicted model, not a curated record.